This is a messenger RNA of Melanotaenia boesemani (Boeseman's rainbowfish), 969 nucleotides long. RefSeq names its product heme-binding protein soul5 (gene soul5). Gene Ontology annotation, cellular component: cytoplasm. The transcript is spliced from 7 exons. Lineage: Eukaryota; Metazoa; Chordata; Actinopteri; Atheriniformes; Melanotaeniidae. The record is from RefSeq and is a predicted model, not a curated record. Bases 111 to 752 code for a protein of 213 amino acids.
UGAGUUGAGGGAGUGGCCAGUGUUCCUUUCGUAACAGAGGAGAAUAAAUACUUGUUAUUCACCAGGCAGCAAAAUUCCAUUAGUGAAGAAGAGAAGAGCAGCAUACCACAAUGAUUUGUCUUACAGGGCUUGUUGGUUUUCUGUUGGUUCUGACAGCUGAGGCCAGAGUUGGAAACUCCUCUGAGGUGGACUUCUGCACUGAGACAGAACAAUGCCUGCUGUUUGAUCUGGUUUGUAAGGCUGACAAAUAUGAAGUGCGUCACUACGACUCUGUGAAAUGGGUUGCAACUGAUGUGACAUCUUACGCCAUGGAACUGGCAGCACCCGUAGCUUUUACCCGUCUGUUUAAAUACAUCACAGGUGAAAAUGAGGAUGGAAAGAAAAUCCAGAUGACUUCUCCUGUUGUACUGAAAUUGCCUGAUAAGAGAUUUUGGGAAAAAGGUGUCUUCACUAUGCAUUUCCUGCUGCCAGCUGAAUAUCAGAUGAAUCCCCCCAGUCCUACAAAUAAGGAUGUUUACAUCCAUGAGACGCCAGAAAUGAACGUAUAUGUGCUGAGCUUUGGAGGAUGGUUGUCAAGCUUGUCCAACAACAAGAAAUCAGUUGAGCUGUCGACUGUCCUUGACUCUGUUAAUGCAAAAUACAAUAAAGGACACCUCUGUGUUGCUGGAUACAACAGUCCAAUGACCAUGUUUAACAGACACAACGAGGUGUGGUAUGUUGUUGAGGGAGACCCCGUGUGUCCCAGCAGCUAGUGACAUGGCCUAAUCUCCCAUAUCUUAUAUCCUGUGAGCCCUGUGCAAUGAAAGCUUACUGCAGAUGGCACAUAUGGAGAUAUGUUGUAGCUGAGCAUUGCUUUAAGAUGCAAUUGUUUUGAUAACCUACCUGUGGCAGCACAGAUAUAAAUUCAGUAGCUUUUUAUUAUCCUCUCUGUUUUCUUUUGCAUUCAAUAAAGUUACCUUUUUGCAGUGA